AUGGAGGUCGAGGACAACUCUGCGGUUACAAAUCCUAGUGAGACUCAUUUAAAUCAAGAUCGAACACCUCCACCGAAUAACAGUACCAAUGGCUUUGUAAACUAUUUAGUAGCUUCAUUGCCACCAGGUGUUUGCUUUCAGCCUUCUGAUCAAGAGCUUGCUGGUUUUUAUCUGAAGAGGAAGCUCAAUAAGAAACCCUUGCCACCCAACCAGAUUCAGGAGUUGGAUGAAUGGGUUCUAUGCAGGAUUUUUAACAAAGUGGGGAGAUUGAACACCACAAGAAAUGGGCUUCAAGAUCCUAAUCAACAGACAAAGAACAGUGUUCAACCACAGCAGGGGGAUAAGCAACAUGUUCAAGCUCGAGACGACUCAACUAUGGUGUAA
Ilex paraguariensis (yerba mate) is the source of this 384-nucleotide messenger RNA. The record is from the annotation of a GenBank genome assembly. Lineage: Eukaryota; Viridiplantae; Streptophyta; Magnoliopsida; Aquifoliales; Aquifoliaceae.